AACAUGGCCGAAGGAGGGUCGGGUAAAGGUGGCGGAGAAGACCCCGCCAAGUCCGCCGAGCAGGAGGAGGACCGCACUCGACCUCAGGUCCUGUCGGGAUCGGGCUUCUGCAAAUGGUUCAACGUCCGGAUGGGAUUUGGAUUUAUCUCAAUGACCAACAGCGAAGGGAGCCCCGUUGACCCCCCUCUGGAUGUUUUCGUCCACCAAAGCAAACUAGUGAUGGAGGGCUUCCGCAGCUUAAAGGAGGGUGAGCAGGUGGAGUUCACCUAUAAGAAGUCCUCUAAGGGCCUAGAGUCCCUGCGGGUGACCGGACCUGGUGGGGGACCCUGUGCAGGCAGUGAGAGGAGACCCAAAGGGAAGGUCCCAUUGCAGAAACGCAAACCAAAGGGAGACCGCUGUUAUAACUGUGGAGGUCUGGAUCACCAUGCCAAGGAGUGUGGCCUGCCCCCCCAGCCAAAGAAAUGCCACUACUGCCAGAGCAUCACGCACAUGGUGGCUCAGUGUCCCCACAAGGCGCUGGCGCCCGCCACAGGCUCUCAGGACCAACAUGCGUCUACCUCGGCCUCUAGCCCAGGGACCGGGCCUUACCUCUCUCUCCCAGAGGAAGAGGAGCGCUCUGGCUCGUCUCCUCUGGAGGGCUCCUCCUCUUCCCCCGAGGAGCCCCAUACACAACGUGGCUCUUGGACCCAGAGGUGGAGGAAAUCCUGAAAUAGUCCAUAGGGAUGAAUCUUUCACCGCUAGCCUCUGACACCUCAU
Pundamilia nyererei is the source of this 756-nucleotide messenger RNA. RefSeq names its product lin-28 homolog B (C. elegans) (gene lin28b). Gene Ontology annotation, molecular function: mRNA binding; zinc ion binding. Gene Ontology annotation, biological process: pre-miRNA processing. Gene Ontology annotation, cellular component: nucleus; cytoplasm. The transcript has 4 exons. The coding region runs from base 4 to 708 and encodes 234 amino acids. The record is from RefSeq and is a predicted model, not a curated record. Lineage: Eukaryota; Metazoa; Chordata; Actinopteri; Cichliformes; Cichlidae.